AUGUCCCGGAAUGACAAGGAUGCCCUCGUGGCAUUCGUAAACCUCUUCAAGCUCUCAAAACGAGUCACAGACUUUGUCCAGCUCGCAGACGGGAAAGCCUUGAUGGAGGUUAUGAACUUUGUUGAUGAGACGCAUUUCAAGAAUGUCCCUGCCAGAGCUGUUGGACCAUCAAGCUCUUCGGAGAACUGGGUGCUCCGUACCAACACAUUGAAACGACUAUACCGCCUUCUCCUCUCCUACCCUCUCCCCGCUCCCCACCCUCCCUCUCUCUCCCUCUCAUCACUCCCCGAACCUCCCUUCUCUUCCAUCGCCAAAUCCCCUUCCACCCGCGAAGGUUCCCAAGGCCUCCUCCACCUCUGCCGUCUCUGCCUCGUGGUCGGCGUGUGGGCACCCAACAAUGAGAAUGUGAUCACCAAGAUCCAGAGGUUGAAUGAAGAGCAUAUGGCAGAGUUGAUGAAGAGUAUUGAGCAGAUUAUGGCGACGAUGCCGGAGGAGCAUCAGGGGAGUGGGCAGGCUUCGCCGUUGAAGCCGUCUCCGGAUAUGUCGUAUUCGCCCCCGCCGUCUGGACUGAGAGCAGAACGGGACAAGCUGCUGCAAGAGAAUGACGAUCUCCGUUCACGAUGUGAGCAGAUGGUCGCACAAGUGUCCAAGCUCACCAGCGAACUGGAUGAAGCAAAAGAGGACCGAGACGACGCCAUGGAGCGUCUGAAGCGGAAUGAGGGGCCUGGGGCCGGGCUUCGGACUAGUCAGAACGCUCAUACCGGCGAGUCUGAUCGUCUUACAGCAGACCUGCUGAAGUCUGAGGAGAACUUGGCACAUGUGGAGGAGCAGUUGGAAAAGCAGACUGCCCUGGUCAACGAACUAUCCAAAGAAAUCGAGCAGUACAAAGCCGAAGCCGAGGAGGCCGUACGGUUGAAAGAUCAGCUGGACGAAUUCCGGCAUACGUCGGACCGUCUGCGCAAGAGCGAGAAUGUGAUUGAAAAGUAUCGCAAGAAGUUGGAGGAUAGCGCUGGGCUUCGACGGGAGCUUCGGAAUCUCGAAAAAGAGAACGCCACGCUCGUCAACACCAACUCGACUUUGCAAGCCGACUUAGACAAGGCCCUCUCAUCGAAAUCGCUUCUGGACACUUACAAGUCACAAAUCACUACUCUCGAAAAGCAGACGUCUGAUCAGUCUUCGGAGAUUGCCCAGCUAAACCAGCAGCUGGAGACGGCACAAGGACAGUUGGAGGUGCUACAGCAGUCGUACGACGAGCACGAGGAAGAACUGGCUGUCAAUUUGGAGAAGCUGAAAGAGCUUGAGCUGAGUGGAGGGACUGAGGGUGGGGGAGGUGAAGCGGGGAAGAGAGGUAUGACGAGGAGCGAGUCGGGGGCUCUUUUGGGUGAUGUUUCGGUGUCGUUGGAUGAUGAACUGGAGGGGAUCGACGGGGGAGUGAUGGAGAGCAAGACAGACCUCCGCGUCAAGAUCAAAUCCCUCGAACGCGAGAUCGCUUCCCUCAAAUCUUUCUCCCACACCCCUGGCUCCCAAACAGAACUCUCCACCGUCCAGGCUUUGCUCUCCGACGCCACCCGUUCCCGUGACAGGUACCAAACAGACUAUCUCACCGCGCAUCGCGAGACUCUGCGCUUGUCGGCGACGUUGGAAGCUAUUCGUUCAGGUAAAGGGAAGGGUGGAAAUGCGGCUAUGGUUGAGGCCUUGAGGAAACGGGUGGAGGAGCUUGAGGAGGAAGUUAUAGGGCUGAGGAAGGAGAAGAAAGGUAUGCAGGAGGGGAAGGAAGAGGUGGAGAAGGCUCUGGAGGGCGCGAGGAGAGAUUUGGAUAUGGUUGGAAAGGACCAGCGAGAUAUUCUUGCGUCCUUGCGCGAAAACGUCGAAAAGGACACCACCAACCUUGAGUCCCAAGUCAGACAGCUCAAAGACCAGAUCGACAUUCUCCGCGAGAAGGAUAGGCAGAAUCUCGAAGAGAUCAAAAAACUCCUUACGGACAAGGUCGAUCUUCAAUCAGCUGGCAUCACCCAACGUGAACGAGUUUUGGAGAAGGAGAAAGAGUUCAGUGAACUUCGGGCGACGAUGUCUGCUAGCGGCGUCCCUCCGGAAACUCAGCAACAGCUUCUCAACGUACACGAAAAGAACAUCGAGCUAUCCGCAGAGGUGAAGGCUCUCCAAGAGAAACUCUUAGCUUCCCCCAGCUCCAACACAGAAGACCACUCUCUCUUCGAAGCCGCCCAACAGGCAUACGAAUCCCAAAUCGCCUCCCUCCAAGCCACCCUCUCCAAGCUCAAACAAUCGAAUGCGAGGUCGAAGAGUCUGCAUGAGAUGGAGAACCAGCUCAUGCUGGGCGCGUGGCAUGAUCUGGGGUCGAGGGUGAUGAGUGCGCAUCUGCAGAAUGCGGGGAGCGCUGCGGGGGUGUUGGGAGGGGCGGGGAGGAGGAGUCAGGGGAAGAGUACUCCGGGGGGGUGGCUUGGAAGGCAGAGGAGGGUGGUGAGUCUGUUCUGA
Messenger RNA from Cryptococcus amylolentus CBS 6039, 2493 nucleotides. RefSeq lists its product as hypothetical. The coding region runs from base 1 to 2493 and encodes 830 amino acids. NCBI's taxonomy places the organism in Eukaryota, Fungi, Basidiomycota, Tremellomycetes, Tremellales, Cryptococcaceae. Gene Ontology annotation, biological process: cytoskeleton-dependent intracellular transport; cytoplasmic microtubule organization. Gene Ontology annotation, cellular component: centrosome; cytoplasm. The record is from RefSeq and is a predicted model, not a curated record. Gene Ontology annotation, molecular function: microtubule binding; dynein light intermediate chain binding. The transcript is spliced from 14 exons.